This is a messenger RNA of Fusarium mangiferae, 222 nucleotides long. RefSeq lists its product as uncharacterized. NCBI's taxonomy places the organism in Eukaryota, Fungi, Ascomycota, Sordariomycetes, Hypocreales, Nectriaceae. The record is from RefSeq and is a predicted model, not a curated record. The coding region runs from base 1 to 222 and encodes 73 amino acids. The transcript is spliced from 2 exons.
AUGGGCGGUGUUAUGUCUUGCAUCCGGUCAUGCCUCCAGACCAUUGGGGACGUCAUUAUGGCAAUUGUGGGGGGCAUCGGUAGAAUUUUGACGGCAAUCGUAAACGGCGUGGUUUCCUUCAUCGGAAUUCUGGUCCGAUUCUUGACCUGCGGAUAUUGCGGUUCGAAGGGAGGCCGAGCGAAGCGCCGGGGAGGUUCUCAUAUGAGGACGACGAGAGUCUAG